Alternaria alternata is the source of this 1130-nucleotide messenger RNA. RefSeq lists its product as hypothetical. The transcript has 2 exons. Bases 316 to 987 code for a protein of 223 amino acids. Lineage: Eukaryota; Fungi; Ascomycota; Dothideomycetes; Pleosporales; Pleosporaceae. The record is from RefSeq and is a predicted model, not a curated record.
CAGUGGUCAUCCAUGGAUAUUUCAACAUCACCCACACUCUUCUUGCGAAGCGAGUCUGGAAUACUGCAGCAAUGUAAUUAGUCUACCUUCAGACCGAGAAAAGAAACAAGAGCAUAUUUGUUUAUGUGCUUCCGCGGGGUUUGAUCAGUGUCUGCCGAGGUGUAGCCAAACGCGAGAGCCGCGUACCCAAGAUUCGCACAACAACCUACCGUCGAUCAAAAUGCUCCGGGGUAACCGUUGCUGGAUAAUUGCCGAGCUGUUCAUUGCCGGAAAUGGUCGGCCUAGGCAAAAUUAUCCCUAUCCUUGGUGUUGAGCAUGUGCCUGGCCGUCAUUUUGGGCAUAACUGGUUUAGCUCCCUUGUCCAUUGCGAGUCAGAACGAGGCUACGGCUAUGAAAAACGAGCCAAUUGAUGGCAAACAUAACCGACAACGAAUUUCCAGGCGUGAUGCGGCUCGCAUUCACGCGCAGUAUCGUCGUCCACCUUGUGGCGUUUAUUCCCGCGGUAUCGUGAUUAUGUUAUGCAUUGCCGAAUCCUUUGAAAACGAAUCGCCGGUCGGUGAUGCGAGACUGUGCCGCAACGUGGGCGCAAGCAUUGUGGUGGGUGGCGUGCGGACCCGACGUUCUUGUUGGUUGAAAUGGCCGUUUGCCAAUCAAACAAGCGUGUAUGCACAGUCAGGAUCGCGGAAGCGGAAGCCGCCUCACAAGCUGCCAGUAGCCGGUGGAUACAGAAGCCACACACGCCGUCGUCUUGGUAGUUCUAGCACUGUAGCGAGGAGUCGAGAAACUGGAAGACCCUGUCGAAAACGUGAGGACUCCUUCCCCCCAUUAGGUUAUUGUCUCAAACCUGACCAGGGCAAAUGCAGUGCGACUCCCAUGGGGUUAGCGGAGGACCCACCAGUCCGGGCAACCGGCAAAUAUGCCAUUGACCAAUACGAGAAUCCAGGAACCACAUCUACGCUUACAUCAAACAAAACGAAAACUCGAUGAUGCGGCGCGAUAGUGGCGCUGGCGGGCACUAAUAUGGGUACUGUACGUGCCAGAGACCGCGGAGCAAGACGUAAGACCAUGCCUGUGAUUGAAAAGUCGGCGAUCACAGAGAGGCGUACAAGAGACCCCACGCCCUGCAUCUC